Pteropus alecto (black flying fox) is the source of this 1434-nucleotide messenger RNA. It is a transcript of the gene DNASE2, whose product is annotated as deoxyribonuclease 2, lysosomal. Gene Ontology annotation, biological process: apoptotic DNA fragmentation. Bases 168 to 1286 code for a protein of 372 amino acids. Gene Ontology annotation, molecular function: deoxyribonuclease II activity. The record is from RefSeq and is a predicted model, not a curated record. The transcript is spliced from 6 exons. NCBI's taxonomy places the organism in Eukaryota, Metazoa, Chordata, Mammalia, Chiroptera, Pteropodidae.
UCAAAUCUCUACUUUUCAUACGGGGGGACGGAGUUUCCAUGCUCGAGCUGUCGUGCCUCGGGUUCUCGGCUGAGUUUGGGGAAAUGAAAGUUACAAGGGGCCAGGCCUGACCCAGCAUGUGAUCCGGAGCCUCACGGUCUCAAAACAGAUUCCUCGACCUCAGCCCCAUGGCGGCGCUGAGCGCUCUGCUCCUGGCCGCGCUGCUGUGGGUCCCUGCAGGCACCUUGACCUGCUACGGAGACUCUGGGCAGCCUGUGGACUGGUUUGUGGUCUACAAGCUGCCGGCUCACAGCGGGCCCGGGGUUGCAGCGCAGAAGGGGCUGCAGUACAAGUACUUGGACGAGGGCUCCGGGGGCUGGCGAGAGGGCGUGGGGACAAUCGACAGUUUGAUGGGAGCCGUGGGCCGCAGCCUGCUGCCGCUGUACAGAAACACCAGCCAGCUCGCCUUCCUACUCUACAAUGACCAGCCGCCUAAUUACAAUGGGACUCAGGACUCUUCCAGCCGGGGGCACACCAAGGGCGUGCUGCUCUUUGACCAGGAAGCGGGCUUCUGGCUGAUCCAUAGCGUUCCCGGCUUCCCACCUACUUCCUCUGCUGGAUACAGCUGGCCUUCUUCUGCCCAAACCUAUGGGCAGACACUGCUCUGCGUGUCUUUUCCCUUCAAACAAUUCUCGAACAUUGGCAGACAGCUGAGAUACACCUACCCCCAAGUGUAUGACUACAAGCUGGAAGGGACCUUUGCCCAGAUAUUCCCUGACCUGGAGGAGGUGGUCAAGGGCCACCACGUUUACCACAGCCCCUGGAACAGCAGUGUAACACUCACAUCAAAGGCAGGGGCCACAUUCCAGAGCUUUGCCAAAUUUGGAAAGUUUGGAGAUGACCUGUACUCUGGCUGGUUGGCGGAGGCCCUUGGCAGCAACCUGCAGGUCCAGUUCUGGCCACGCUCUCGUCACAUCCUGCCCUCCAACUGCUCUGGGGUCCAGCAUGUGCUGGAUGUGACCAAGAUAGCCUUCCCUGGGCCAGCCGGGCCCACCUUCAGUAGCACAGAUGACCACUCCAAGUGGUGUGUAACCCCAGAAGGUCCCUGGGCCUGUGUGGGUGACAUGAAUCGGAACUUGGAAGAGGAGAAACGAGGUGGGGGCACACUGUGUGCCCAGCUGCCCACCCUCUGGAAGGCCUUCCAGCCUCUGGUGAAUGCCUGGAAGCCCUGUGGGGAGAAGAGCAGGACCUUGUCUCCAGGAAGCCCAGCAGAGAGUCUGAGAGCUAAGGCACAGAAGCCAGUUUGAACUUCAGUUUAAAUCCCUAUUUACUCGCUUCCUAAUUGUGACCUUAAUUAUGUGCCUUAACCUCUCUGUGAUUCAUUCUACUCAUCUGCAAAAUAGGAACCAUAACACCUGAUUUAGGAUUGGUGAGGAAUAAAAGGAAACUGAUGGA